AUUUUGUUCAUCAAUGACUGAUGCAAUGUUCUCUUCUUCGGCCAAGCCACACUUCAUCAAGCCUAUGCUUCCAGGCUUCGAAACCUAUAUUGUUAUUCCUAAAGCUUUUUACUCGAACUACUUAGAGGGAAGACAAGAGGGAAACGCUGCAGAACUGAGAUCAGACGCCACGGAGAUCACUUGGAAAAUAAAGAUAGACGGCCGAAGAAUGACCAAAGGGUGGGAAGAAUUUGCGGUGGCUCACAAUCUUCAGGUCGACGACAUUCUUGUUUUCAGACACGAAGGAAAUCUCUUGUUUCAUGUCACACCUUUUGGACUGAGUUUUUGUGAGAUACUUUACUCACAGAGAGACGAGAAAGAUGUCAAAGACACGACGGGAAAGGUUACAAGAUCUAGAACGGUGAAGAAAAACGGAAAAAAUGAGUGUUCAUCAGUGGACACUGAUUUUGUGGUCCCUGUUACAGCCUCAAACCAACGAGUUGAUUCAUUUUAUCUUCCAAGAGGUUUUACCACAUCAAGUGGUUCGAGUAAACUGUGCAAUGAGAUAAUUCUAAUAGAUGAAAAAGACAGGCCAUCGACGCUAAAACUGCGUUACAAUAAAUCAAGUAAUCGGUUUUGUGUUAGCCGAGGUUGGAGAGCUUUCUGCUGCAGGAAUGGUUAUAGAACUGGUUGUUUCUUGAGAAUCAUAUUGGUCCGAAAAGGAAAAACACCCGUGCUCCGGAUUUUUCCUUUGGAGAGGGAUGAGGACAACAUUGAAAAACACUCAAAGAAGGUUAAGCAAGAAGUAGAGCAUGAGGAGUCUGUGAAAGAAGAGACGAAUGUGGAAUCAGGAAAGCUUAAAAGAGAUAGAUUACUGCAGAAAGAUCCCAAAAAUUUGUGUUCUACAUCACAAGACACUAAUUUUGUGGUCCCUGUCACAGCUUCAAACCAACGACAUGAUUCAUUUCAUCUUCCAAAAGGUUUAACCACCUCAAGUGGUCUGAGUAAACUGUGCAAGAAGAUUAUUUUUAUGGAUCAAAAAGGUAGGUCAUCGAUACUAGACUUGAGCUACAGUAUAUCAGAUGAUCGGUUUACUGUCAGGCGAGGCUGGAAAGCUUUCUGCUGCAGGAAUGAGCAUAAAACUGGUUGUUUCUUGAGGCUCAUAUUGGUCCAAAAUGGAAAAACACCCGUACUCCGGAUUUUUCCUUUGGAGAGAUAUGAGAACAGCAUUGCGAAGAACUCUAAGAAGAUUAAGCAAGAAGUAGAAUAUGAGUCUGCGAAAGAAGAGAAGAACCUGGAAUCAUUGUCUUUGUCAGAUAAUUCUAGCUUUGUGGUAUCUGUCACAGUUUCUAAUCUAAGUGAAGAUAUACUGCAUCUUCCAAUAAGGCUUUCAAGAUCAAACUUACUGGACAAAAAAAUUCACGAGAUAGUUUUGAUGAACAAAGAGGGAAGAACAUGGAUAUUAAGUUUAAAAUACAGCAAGUACUCCGGUAGGUUUAGAAUCACACGCGGCUGGAAAAGUUUCUGCGAGGCGAACGGUCAAAAACCUGGAUGUACCUUCUUACUCAAGCUGCAUCUUUCGAUGACUCGGUUUGACCAAGACGGAGUAGCAUGGGACAAGAAGUGA
Molecule: messenger RNA, 1606 nt
Organism: Arabidopsis thaliana (thale cress)
Lineage: Eukaryota; Viridiplantae; Streptophyta; Magnoliopsida; Brassicales; Brassicaceae
Product: Transcriptional factor B3 family protein
Exons: 9
Coding region: 14-1606 (530 amino acids)
Cellular component (GO): nucleus
Molecular function (GO): DNA binding
Source: RefSeq, marked reviewed